UCUCCCUGGUGGCAGAGCAGGGCCUGAGACGGGCAGAGGAGGCUGCCUGCUCCCUGGAGAGACCCCCCCCCGGGGAGGAGCUUGCAGCUCAUGGACAUUUGUGGGCCAAGAAGCAGCCUCUGGAAGGAGCUGGUCCUCGUGGCCAGUCUGCUGGCCUGGGGGAGCCGCCAGGCCUCUGGUCAACUCUCCAUCAUUCCAGACUCGCUUAUAGGGGUCAAGGGAUAUCGGAGCCUCCUGACCCUUGAGAACGUCCCUGAGAAUGUUUGGGAAUACAGCUGGCACCGGGGUGCAGAAGACAGUGUGGACAACAUGAUCGUCAGCUACAGGCCUCCGUCUGAUUCCUGGCAGACUGGGCCUGUGUUCAGUAGCCGGCAGAAUGUAACCAGGAAGGGCGACCUGGUGUUCAAGAGCACCGAGCUGCAGGAUGCAGGGAACUACACCGUGCGGGUGGACAGUGGCAACGGGACCCACAGAGCAACGGGCUGGUUGGAGGUUCGUGAACUGGAGAGAGAUCCUGUCAUCUGGGCCAACACCACGUCCGUAGGGGAAGACAUGGACCCCGUGGCCGCCUUCUGCCACACCAACGGCACCAACAUCAAGUGGUAUGUGAAUUACAUUCCAGUGUCCAGCAAUGACCGGAUGACCAUCUCCCCGGACGGCAAGACGCUCGUCAUCCUCAGGGUCAGUCGCCAUGACAAGGAACUUCACUGCUCAAUAGAGAGCAUCCCAGAGAUCGUUCAGAGAAGUGACGUGAUCUUUCUGGAUGUGGCUUAUGGGCCGGACAGUGCGCAGCUAUGGAGCACCCCCACAGCCUUAAGGGGCAUCGUGACUGCUGAGCUCGGCUCCCAGGUCCAGAUGGAGUGUACUGCCACUUCUGAACCAAGACCCAAGUACUACUGGAGCCACAAUGGCUCCCUGUUGAGCUUCUUGGAGAAAAACAUCACCCUCCUGAAUCUGACCUGGGAGCAGAUGGGCAGAUACAGAUGCGUCCUGGAGAACCCCGUGGUCCAGCUGACCCUGUACAGGGAGGUCCUGAUCCAGGCGCCCAGGCACAUCCCUGCUGUUAGCAGAGGUUUCUCCAUCUCGGGACCCUUGGUGGUGUUCCUCAUCACGAUGACGGUCCUGGGAAGCCUCUACGUUUGUGGAAUCCUGAUCUAUGCCCUGAUCAGUCAUCUCUCCACCAGGCAAACCAGGCUGCGUGAGCAUCCGCCUAAGACCAGGCAGACAGGAUCGGAUGAGCAAAGAGCAAUUGUGCUUUAACUUCAUUUUCUUAACCUGACCCUGUGGAACCAUCAGAGAUGCUGCGAAGAUGACCAUCUCAGCAUUGCCAGUGACAGGGAGUCGGAACAACCUAUAAAUGCCCAGUAAUAAAUGCACAUGUUGAGCUAAUCUGUCAUCAUUAGAAUCCACGCUGGGGAAAGAUGCCUGGAAAUGUGUAACGUGAAGCUGCAUCUGAUAGGAUCACAGUUAUUAAAAGCAUAGAUUAAUUGAUUAAUAUAGAUAUAAUAUGCACAGUAUGUAUGUUUUCUACAGUUAUAUGUGUACACAUAUAUGUAGGCAUAUAUAUAUAUACACACAUACACAUACAUACCUGUACAAAAAUUGUGGAAAAUGUUUGUUAACUAUUAACAGUGCUCUCUCUCAGUUUCCUUCUUUGCACUUUACUCAUGUUCCAAAGUCUUUUUUCCCCCCUCAUAAAGUGUACAUUGUUUUUGUGAUCAGGAAAAGAAAAAACAAUAAAAUUGAAGUUAGUUCAGACCCCAUAAUAGCAUAUCUGGGGCUUUUUUUUU
Manis javanica (Malayan pangolin) is the source of this 1790-nucleotide messenger RNA. RefSeq names its product CEA cell adhesion molecule 18 (gene CEACAM18). The record is from RefSeq and is a predicted model, not a curated record. NCBI's taxonomy places the organism in Eukaryota, Metazoa, Chordata, Mammalia, Pholidota, Manidae.